Molecule: messenger RNA, 648 nt
Organism: Penicillium malachiteum
Lineage: Eukaryota; Fungi; Ascomycota; Eurotiomycetes; Eurotiales; Aspergillaceae
Product: NuoI/complex I 23 kDa subunit family protein
Exons: 3
Biological process (GO): mitochondrial electron transport, NADH to ubiquinone; mitochondrial respiratory chain complex I assembly
Cellular component (GO): membrane
Molecular function (GO): 4 iron, 4 sulfur cluster binding; NADH dehydrogenase activity
Source: RefSeq, a predicted model, not a curated record
ACGUCGCGAGGCUGGUCGCCGGUCGUCGCGCGUCUCCCUUUACUUCCAUCGGCUCGACGGCAAACUUCUCUUCCUCAGUGUCCCGCGCAGCAACCCCAGCGGGACCCCCCUCAGCCCGGUUUCCGCUUGCCCCCGCCUCAGCGCUGGGACCAGGGCUCUGAGUCCGCCAUUGACAAGGCCACCAAGUACUUCCUCCUUGCUGAGAUGUUCCGUGGCAUGUACGUUGUGCUGGAGCAGUACUUCCGUCCUCCCUACACCAUCUUCUACCCCUUUGAGAAGGGUCCUAUCUCUCCCCGUUUCCGUGGUGAGCACGCUCUGCGCCGUUACCCUACCGGUGAGGAGCGCUGUAUCGCCUGCAAGCUCUGCGAGGCUAUCUGCCCAGCGCAGGCUAUCACCAUUGAGGCUGAGGAACGUGAGGACGGAAGCCGCCGGACGACCCGUUACGAUAUCGACAUGACCAAGUGUAUCUACUGUGGUUACUGCCAGGAGAGCUGCCCUGUCGAUGCUAUUGUGGAGACCUCCAAUGCUGAGUACGCCACUGAGACUCGUGAGGAGCUCCUCUACAACAAGGAGAAGCUGCUCGCCAACGGUGACAAGUGGGAGCCCGAGAUUGCUGCUGCUGCCCGCGCCGAUGCUCCUUACCGAUAA